Messenger RNA from Zingiber officinale, 1047 nucleotides. RefSeq lists its product as uncharacterized. Bases 186 to 794 code for a protein of 202 amino acids. The record is from RefSeq and is a predicted model, not a curated record. The transcript has 5 exons. Lineage: Eukaryota; Viridiplantae; Streptophyta; Magnoliopsida; Zingiberales; Zingiberaceae.
AUUCCAGACCGCACGGAUAGUUCGCUCCCGAUUUGGCUUCCUUCCCCUUUCCACCACCAUCUGGCGAUCCCUUCCUCCCACCCUCCAAAUCCGGCUCCCGAUCUCGAAGGGCAGAAGAGGAGGCGACACUUGGGCGGAGAACUACGAUAGGAAGGCCUCGGCAAGGGGAUCCGAGCGGCGCGACGAUGGCGGACGGCGCUGGUGCGUGCAACCCGGGCAGCGGAGGCGGCUGCGGCGGCGAUCCGGAGCAGGACGCCUUGGAAAGGACUCGCAAGGCGAAGUCCUGUAAGGGAUGCCUCUACUACUCCUCGAUCCUCAAAUCCGGUACUCGCAAUCCUGUUUGCGUCGGGAUCAGCCGGACUCUUCCGAAAGUUCCUGUACAUGUGAUUGGAGAAUCUGAAGUGAAAAGUAGAAAAGAUGGGCAUGAUCUCUCAGAUUUCAAGUACACUUGUGUUGGUUAUUCUAUAUUCCUGGAGAGAAAUGAUGAAACUGCCGACAAGCAAGAAAACAAGGCCCAGUUGCCAUUUUGUGCUGGCAUAGAGCUACUAGUGGAGAAAAGAGCAUCUACCCCUGACCAUGUCCCUGCACGAGCUCACAAGGAAGAUGCUACCGCUCGUUUGCCUUCACAAUCACACUAUCCUUCUCAUUCCCCAGCGGAUGAACUUCUAAACAGGUUCAAAAGAAAUGCUGGGCUGGUGGCUUCAGGUGUGGUCAAGAACCUUAACAAAGUUGGCGACUACAUUAAGGAAAACAUCGAUGACAUAUUGUACCCUUACCGCAGACGGCCCAAGUGAAGUAAAGAAAUUAUUAGGGCAAAGGUGGAAGUUGUCCUUAAUCGAUAGAAAUAAAAGAAAGUUCGAAUAGUCCCCAGGCUUGGUCAGCAAUAUUUUCAUAACCCAAAUUUGUUUACUUGAAGUGAUUUUCCUGGCUUGCUCUGUCAUCUUAAAUACAAAACUCGCAUACCUUUUGUUUAAGCAUUUGGUGUAUCAUUCAUAUGAUAAUGUAGGGCAAAAGUGGAUCAGUUCAUCGAAACUUUAUUCGAUCCAA